Messenger RNA from Papaver somniferum (opium poppy), 1194 nucleotides. RefSeq names its product putative mediator of RNA polymerase II transcription subunit 26. The record is from RefSeq and is a predicted model, not a curated record. NCBI's taxonomy places the organism in Eukaryota, Viridiplantae, Streptophyta, Magnoliopsida, Ranunculales, Papaveraceae. Bases 1 to 1194 code for a protein of 397 amino acids. The transcript is spliced from 2 exons.
AUGAAUUCUUCAGGAGAAAAUCAACUUGAGAUGGACGUUGAUGCACCUACCGGAAAUCCUUCGGUCGCUCGUUCUGUGAGAUCGACUCCAAGUCUCAGGGGAAACAAUGUUCUCUUACGUAGAUCACCUCCCCGGACUAUUAGCGAAAACCUCAAUCGUCAAAGAGGGACUCAAGGUCAACACCCAAGCAUCCAGCAGCUUCGUGAGGAGGACAUCGCUAAUAGAGGAGCACGGGCUAACCAACAGCCUGCGCAAGAUAACAACCCACAGCCUGUGCAAGCUAACAACCCACCAGCUGCACAAGUUAAAAAUUCGCGGGUGACUCCUAUCGACUUGACGUUACGUGAGCGUUUCCAGGAAUUGGAAAGGGAAAACAAGCGACUCAAGGUUGCAUUGGAGAAAAGAAAGGAGCUUGAAGAAGAAGCUAUUCCACAUUUCGAAAGUAAUAGGUCAAACCGUCAUUCUCAUCGAGAACGAUACGACCCACGCAAAGGGGACGAAGUUCUUGACGGUCGUCGGCUCAGUCAAAGUGAUGCAAGAAGAAGCGAGGAUGUCAGGAACGUUUAUCAAAGUCGCGAUCACCAUGAUGACGAUUAUUAUGAUCGUUAUGUGCCCGAUGAUGAUCAUUAUUACACGGCCGAGCAAGAUAGGCGAACCAGAUCAAGUCACAAGAAACAUAGACAAAGGGAUGACCAUAUCAAUGAUGAUCACUCGAAGAGGUCUAGACGUGAUAAAGACCUUUCUAAAAGGAGAAAGGAGUCUGACAGGAAUGAGCGGAUUCGCAGAGAAACUGAGGGAGACUCGGUGAGAGGCGAAGAAAUCAGCAAAAGAAUGCUUAGUGAAAUGAUUGGUGAGCUGUUAGCCCAAAAGCAAUCCAAAGAUGAAGAGCAACAAAUUUUAUCAAUGAAAAAAUCGAUGGACUCCCCAUUUGUUGAAAAGAUAAGGCGCUACCGCCCACCCUCGAAUUUCAACCAUCCUCAAUUCAAGGAGUUUUUCGACGGACGCAAUGGAAAUCCAGUGGAGCACGUCCAACGAUGUCAAGCCUCAAUGAGUUUGUGGAGCUUCAGCGACGAGCUACUCUAUAGAACCUUUUCAAUGACCUUGACGGAGAGCCUGACGAAAGUCUUUUUGAUUUUAGUAGGAGGUUUCGUCAGGAAGUUAAUGAAAUUGGAAAGGUGGACGAGGGAUUCGUAA